CCAACUCAUCUCUGCUUCUGAAUUCUUUGUUCCUACUCAGUUUCAGUUUUUGAUUGUAGGUUAUGUUGAAUGAUCUAAAAAUGAUCAGUAAUUAACAUAAACAUGAUAACAAUGGAGGAGAAAUCAUCAAGCCCUGCAUUAAUUCGUCGAGUUAAUAAAUUGCUUGAAUCGAGACUUGAAAAUGAUAAGGAGACUCUAGAAGCAUUGAAAGAAUUGUCCACAUUUUUCACAGAAAAUACCUUGAGCGCAAGGAGAAAUUUGCGAAGUAAAAUAGAAAGGAGAAGCUUAUCGAUAAACGAUGAAUUCUUAUGUGCAUUUAGAGAAGUUAAAUCUUCAUUAGAUGAUAUUUACAGAGAAGUUGUUGAAAUGAACAGCUCGGUACAAAGUAUGACCCAUCAAUUACAAACAACAAAAACACAAACGUUACGACUUAUAGAUCAAACGACAAAACUUCAAAGUGAAAGCCAGAAAAUAUCAAUACAACAAGAUGUUGCUAAUGCUUUCAUAAAGAAGUUUCAGUUAACUUCAUCAGAAAUAGCAAUACUUCAAGGUACUUCGAGGGAAGCACCUACCAUCACUGAGGAAUUUUUUACAAUUUUAGAUCGUGUGCAGGAAAUACAUGGUACUUGCGGAAUUUUAAUGCAAUCUGGUUAUCAAACAUUGGCUUUGGAUGUUAUGCAAAGAAUGACACUUUUACAAGAAGCUGCUUUAGAAAGAUUGUACAGGUGGACUCAGGGGCAAUGUCGUCAUAUUGAAAACGAGCAUCUAGUUCCCUUAUUGAUUAAGGCAAUGAAUAAAUUACAGGAUAGGCCUGUACUUUUUAAGUAUAUUUUGGAUGAGUACUGUACAGCCAGAAGAUCUGUUUUAGUUAGUUCUUUUAUUGACGCAUUGACGUUAGAUGAAGGAUUUGGAAGAACAUCCAAUCCCAUAGAAAUGCAUGCACAUGAUCCAAAGAGAUAUGUCGGAGAUAUGCUUGCUUGGUUACAUCAAGCAAUACCAGUUGAAAAAGAAAACAUCCUAACAUUUGUUAAAGAUUGUGAUAAAACAGAUAUAUCGGAACAAGUGCAACAAGCAUUGGGAAACAUUACAGAAGGUUUGUGCUAUCCUUUGAAAUCAAGAAUAGAACAUACCCUAGCUGGGGACAUGCCAGUGACAGUAUUAUACUCUGUCACAACCUUGAUAAGGUUUUAUCGUGCCAUACUAAGCCAGAUCGUACCAGGUAGUAUCCUGGAUAUUACUUUAGGUGAUCUACUAGAUUUAAGCGAGAAAAGCUUUUACAUGAAAUUACAAAGUGAAAUACGAUCUGCUAUUGGAGAGCAUUCUGAGCCACCGAAUACUGAUUUAAAUCCAGCGACGUCGGUUUACAAUUUACUAUGCAUUCUUGAAGAAGUUCUGUCGGUAGCAAGUAUAGCAGAAGGCAGAGAAAAUGACAUGGUUCAGAUUGUUUCUUGCAUCAUUGAUCCAUUGAUGCAACAAGUUAACGAGGCAGCAUCUCGGCUUCCCAUAGUUGACAUGGCUGUGUACCUGUUAAAUUGUAUUUAUCAAAUACAAAAAACUUUAGCUGUGUACGAAUACGUGGAUCAAAGACUAGAAAGAUUACAGGUUCUAUCAGAUGCUCAACUCGAUACUCUGGCUUCGGAACAAUCUAGUUAUUUAGUUGCCGAAUUAAAUCUUAGACCUAUUUGUACGAUUUUACAAGGAAAAGAACAGGGACCGUUAUCGGCAAUUCCAGGCAUGGAUUAUCAUAGCAUAAAAAAACUAAGCGAGAAGCUAGAUAUGUUCUGUAUGACCUCGGACAUGUAUUUUCUGCCACAAACCUACUUACUACAAAGUACUACUCAUCGCAGGGAAGCAUACAAACGACCGCUUAAAGUAGUUGCAGCGAUUUAUAAGCAACUGUACGAUGCUUGUCACGAACCAAAAAAUCUUUAUCAAAAUCCAGAAACCCUAUUCACACGGACACCCGACGAAUGGCUCAAAGCGCUGAUUCAAGAGCAACCGUAAAACUAGGCAAACAUUCCCGAAAUGAAAAGUCAACACCACGACACGUGUAUUAAAAAUUCAUUAUAUUGUACAUAACAUUCUA
This is a messenger RNA of Orussus abietinus, 2086 nucleotides long. It is a transcript of the gene Cog6, whose product is annotated as conserved oligomeric Golgi complex subunit 6. The transcript has 9 exons. NCBI's taxonomy places the organism in Eukaryota, Metazoa, Arthropoda, Insecta, Hymenoptera, Orussidae. The record is from RefSeq and is a predicted model, not a curated record. Gene Ontology annotation, cellular component: COG complex. Bases 103 to 2004 code for a protein of 633 amino acids. Gene Ontology annotation, biological process: intra-Golgi vesicle-mediated transport.